Messenger RNA from Acaulospora colombiana, 387 nucleotides. Lineage: Eukaryota; Fungi; Glomeromycota; Glomeromycetes; Diversisporales; Acaulosporaceae. The record is from the annotation of a GenBank genome assembly.
AUGCUGAUUUCAAAGUCAUAUCACGACAUUCCAUCUAAAUUAUCGCCCAACGGACAUCCUAACCGUAUCUUUGUGAUCUCUCCGGUUGUCCCUGGAUAUCCCAAGGCACGAUUUCCCGGCGUUGUAGUCUUCAGAGUUAGUGAGAUAUACCAGGUAACUGGGCCAGUAGAGAGAUUCGCUGGUCAGAUAGCUUCGGCGGGUCGAUCAUCUGACAAUACUCCAGCAUGUCCUUCUAGUUUCCACGAAUUUGAGCCCUCUGAGCCCAUACCUUAUGAUGUCGAGGGUCAGUGCAUCUCCGAUAGUGGUUUUGUGUACAUGCUUACUGAUGAAUUAGAAAAGGAAGUGGCAGCAUACGAUGAGGUUAUUCUCGAUCCAAUUGUGUUGUUC